Messenger RNA from Gavialis gangeticus (Gharial), 2231 nucleotides. It is a transcript of the gene KYAT3, whose product is annotated as kynurenine aminotransferase 3. The coding region runs from base 245 to 1606 and encodes 453 amino acids. Gene Ontology annotation, cellular component: mitochondrion; cytoplasm. The record is from RefSeq and is a predicted model, not a curated record. Gene Ontology annotation, biological process: biosynthetic process. Lineage: Eukaryota; Metazoa; Chordata; Crocodylia; Gavialidae. The transcript has 15 exons. Gene Ontology annotation, molecular function: L-kynurenine:2-oxoglutarate transaminase activity; pyridoxal phosphate binding.
CCUUGCCCCGGUGUCGGCCUGAAGUGCUGACCCCGCUCCCUCGACGGACACCCGCGGCAGACCCCUGUCUGAUCGGAAGGGAAGCAAGGGUUGAGGGUAAGACCUUUUAUUGGGCCAGCGGUGUAGCUGGACUCCAGUGAGAGCAGCUCACAAAUGUGGUAAAGUCUGAGACAAGAAAUCUAGCUUGACUCUUAAAGCUGAGAUUGGAGCAUGUUUGACAUGAAGUUAGUUGGAGGCUCCAAGCAUGCUUUUUGUUCCACAACGCUUCCUCUGCCUUGGCAUUAGAACACAACUACUGAAGACAGUUUCUUCUUUAAGAUCCUUCAGAUUUUCAGCCCUUGCUACAAUGGCCUCUAAGCACAAAAAUGCAAAACGAAUUGAAGGGCUUGAUAGCAAUAUGUGGGUUGAAUUUACUAAGGUGGCUGCAGAUCCUUCAAUUGUUAAUCUUGGUCAAGGCCUUCCAGACAUAUCCCCUCCUAGCUAUGUUAAAGAAGAAUUAGCUAAAGCAGCAGCAGUUGAUCGUCUGAACCAGUACACACGUGGCUUUGGACAUCCUGCGCUGGUGAAGGUCUUGUCCCAAGUAUAUGGGAGGAUUUGUGGAAGGAAGAUCGACCCUUACACCGAUAUCUUGGUGACAGUGGGAGGAUAUGGAUCUCUGUUUAGUUCAAUGCAGGCAUUAAUUGAAGAAGGCGAUGAAGUGAUAAUAAUAGAACCCUUUUAUGACUGUUAUGAACCCAUGGUGAAGAUGGCAGGGGCAAAACCUGUUUUUAUCCCACUGAGAUAUAAAAAAGCUGGAAACUCUGUAUCUAGUGCUGACUGGGUUUUAGAUCCCACUGAACUUGCAAGUAAAUUUAAUUCUAAAACAAAAGCGAUUAUACUGAAUACGCCUCACAACCCAAUAGGCAAGGUAUAUACCAAAGAAGAACUCCAGCUAAUAGCUGAUCUCUGUAUUAAACAUGACAGCCUGUGUAUCAGUGAUGAGGUGUAUGAAUGGCUGGUGUACACAGGAAAUAAACACAUUAAAAUAGCUACUUUGCCAGGGAUGUGGGAGAGAACAGUAACUAUUGGAAGUGCUGGAAAGACAUACAGUGUAACUGGCUGGAAGCUUGGUUGGUCCAUUGGUCCCCAGCAUCUUAUAAAACAUUUGCAAGUUGUUCAGCAGAAUACGCUGUAUACCUGCUCCACUCCAUUGCAGGAGGCUUUGGCACAAGCUUUCUUGAUUGACUUUAAACGCAUGGAUGACCCAGACUGCUACUUUUAUUCACUGUCUCGAGAACUGGAAGGCAAGCGUAAUCGGAUGGCUCAGUUGCUUCAAGAAGUUGGAUUGAAGCCUGUCAUACCAGAGGGAGGAUACUUCAUAAUCGUGGAUGUUUCUGCACUAAAUGUGGAUCUUUCUGAUAUGGUGGAGGACAGGCCUUAUGAUUAUAAAUUUGUGACAUGGAUGAUAAAAUCCAAGAAGCUGUCAGCAAUUCCUCUGACAGCAUUUUGUGGCCUGGAGACUAAAGAGCAAUUUGAGAAAUAUAUACGGUUUUGCUUCAUCAAACAAGACAGCACUUUGGAUGCAGCAGAGGUGAUCCUGAAGAAGUGGAGUAAACAGACAGCUUAAUUUUGAUUAACAGUGCUCUGACAUAAGUAUUAUAUACAUUUAAAAAACAGGUUACUUAAUAAGCAACUUUGUGCUGUCACUGGCUGUGUAGCUGAAAUGGUGAUUUAUUCAAUUCAAAUAAUGUGAUUCAAGGAGUCAUUUUCAGUCUUUUCCAAACUGUUGGCUAUUUCCCAAAAUAUACAUGGGAGCCUAUGCUUUUGAGAAAAAUAAAACAAGAUUUGCUAGGAAGUUGAAAAAACCCAAAGUGUAAAUAUUAAGACUUAACAGAAAAAAGAAUUGAGGAGCUGCUUCUGAUGUAGAAAUAUGGGAACCUGUGGGAAAUAGUAGAAUUUGAAAGUAAAACAUUGGAUUCCAUAAACUGCAGUAGUCUGAUACAGAGGGAAAUUAAGAUAUGGUAAAGGUUAGGUGGUUUCUAUGUCCUUGUGUGGAAGGGUUUUUGUUUGUUCAUUUGUUUUGAUUUUCUUACACACCAAAAUGAAGUUUACACUAUUCAAUCAAUGCUGUUUUUGAGAGAUAGGUAACUGUGCUACAUACCAUUAUUUCUGUUUUAAUAUCCUACAGUUGUCAAAUUUUACUAUUUGUGAAAGUGCUUGAUCUUCAAUAAAGUUCUAAAAGUAGCAGAUGA